CACUGUCAGUUAUUGGUGUCUAAUUUCUGCUGUGAUAUAAUUUUACAUUUUGUCACGAUGAGAAACAGCUCCGUUACAGACCAACACCAGCAAAGCCACAUUCAUAUGGAAAGUCAUGGCAUUCAACAACUACUAGUGGCAGAGAAAAAGGCAGCUGAAAAAAUUGCCGAUGCUAGAAAUCGUAAGGUUAAGAGACUCAAACAAGCAAAAGAAGAAGCAGAAGCUGAAGUAGAAAGAUACAGGCUCCAAAGAGAAAAAUACUUCCUUCAAUAUGAAGCUCAAUAUGCAGACAGUGAUCAUGUAGAAACGAAAAUUCAACACGAUAUGGAAACGCAAUUGCAAAACUGUAAAAGAGAUGUAGAACAAAACAAGGAUAAGGUAAUUGAAGACCUUAUAUCCUUUGUUACAGAUGUUGAACCAAUAGUCAACCCUAAUUUUUUUAUUUUGAAAUCGUUUAAUAAAAUCUAAGAACAGCAUA
Molecule: messenger RNA, 478 nt
Organism: Diabrotica virgifera virgifera (western corn rootworm)
Lineage: Eukaryota; Metazoa; Arthropoda; Insecta; Coleoptera; Chrysomelidae
Product: V-type proton ATPase subunit G 1-like
Exons: 3
Coding region: 58-468 (136 amino acids)
Biological process (GO): proton transmembrane transport
Cellular component (GO): vacuolar proton-transporting V-type ATPase complex
Molecular function (GO): proton-transporting ATPase activity, rotational mechanism
Source: RefSeq, a predicted model, not a curated record